AUGAGGCAAUCCAAACGUAAAAGGAUCCACAAGUUGCAUUAUAACCUUGAUGAACUAAGAGACCUUGAGAGCAAACUAGUAUUAAUAACAGGUAGAGAAGCAAAGGAAAGGAAACAAGCUGACUUUUUUCUUAAUGUUUUCCACAGUGUAUGUAGGAUCACUGAUGUUCUAAUAGAGUUACAGCAACAUGGCAAUGACAAGUAUAUUGGAUGGACACUAACCUUCUCUUGUGCAUUGGAUGACAUUGUAAACUGUCUUCAGGUCAUAGCUAGUGCAUUGGAGGAGGAUCUGCAAACUUGGAAAUGUCUACUUGCUCAACAAAGAGAUAAUUUUUAUGAACUCAAUUAUUUCACAACUCCUCAACUUCUGACCCUGAGAGAGGAAUUAGGUCAAUUCAAAGGAAGUGAAGUACCAGCUAGACCAAUCAAACAAGAAGUCAUGACUCUACUGCAGAGCAUCUCACAUGACUUAUCUUCUGAUGCCAUCAAAAAUGAAGUUCAAACAGUUAAUGGUAUACUUGCCGAGCAGCAAUAUUUGCAAGAUCAAUUAUUUACUCAUAGCGAAUCAUCAAAGUCUUAUUUAUCAGGUUAUGUAUAUCCUCUUUCCAGGCUACUAGAUAAUGCAGCUGAGUUGCAUACGAAUAGAGAAUCAAUAGGGAACAGAGACUCAGUGCCAUUAACUAAACCAAUAGUAGAAGCAGUACUUAAGACUGUGACCCCCUCAGGCCCUCAACCUAAGCUAACAGAUGAAGAUUUAACUGACAACCAGAAAGCAAUGGUAUAUGAUCUAAAGGAAGAGUUUGGUUUUCCAAAGAAACUCAUUUUUCUUGCAUUUGAAAGAUGCGAGAAGCCAGGGAUACAAGAAGCAGUAAUAGAGUGGUGCAUUAUGAAUGAAGAGAAUUUUAACUUUACUGAUAGUGAUGCUGAAAGUGAAACAGAUACUGAAACAUAUGCUGAAGAUGAAGAUGAACUACAUUCAGAAAAUAUGGAUAUUAAUGUUGAAGAGGCAAUUGCACUGAAUGAACCACCUUACCUUCCUGGUUCUUAUUCUGCUCUUGAAAAGUCCUUUGAUAGACCUGUAGAGACUUGGACUGAAGUACCUCCUCUUGCAUCACAUGCUUCCUCUCAUUUUUCUCAUCCUCCAGCCUCUUGCCCAGCUAGGAUAAAAGUAGUUGAUCAAGUACCCAUCAGUGAGGAUCGCCCUGUUGUUAGAGGUCUGAUUGAUUCUGGUUUUACUGUAGAAGAGUCAUUAGCUGCUGCUGAGCAACAUCCAGACAAUAUAGAAAGAGCAAUGGCUUCCCUAAUGGAGGGUCCACCUGAAUGUGGUGAACUGUUUGCUCCAGUACCUUAUGAUAGUGUCUUUGAGAGACAUGAUAGCAUUGGAGAAUAUGAUAGACAAAUCAGUGCAGACUCUGAUGAGCUACAAAACUUGGUAAUCACAAGUAGUGAGGAAACUUCAGCUGAAAAUUACCUCACCAUACUGGCACUGGGUAUGACUCUACAACAACUUUCUCAAAGUAAUAAACCUACUGUUGGCUUGCGAAGGAAAUUUCCUGAAGGACUAAAAAUUGGUGAACCUAAUCUACUAGUAACCCCUCCAGAUAAAGUUUUUAAAACUGUCCUUUCACUAUACAUGGAGAGUAAAGACCUUCCCAUGCCAACAUAUGAAGAAGUUCUUAUUUGUAAUGAGAAUACAACUGAGGAAGAAGUGACUCUGUUGUGGAGGAGAGCUAUGGGAGAUCCUAACCACUUUAGAAUAUUCUGUCUAGUACAUGCUGAACUGCUCUCUUAUCAAGUCUGUGAUAAAGCAUUGAAAUCACUUUCUGAUUGUUCUUAUGCUAUAAAUGAUUAUAGGCUAGUAAUAGUAUGUAGUGGUGAAGAUCUUGACAAGUCACAUAUGAUAUCGAAACUUCAAUUUUUCAAGCAACAGCUGGAGGCAUUUCAUUGUGAUGAUGAUUACAAACAAUAUUUGAAGUUUCAUUUUGUGCAAAAUCCUAACACCUUAGGAAGAAGAGUACUUGCUUCUACUAUUGACACAGAAAAUUCAUGUGUACGUGUGGUGACAUCUGAUAGAACAGGAAUGGGUAAAUCACUGUAUAUUCAAAGAAUGAAGGAGGAUUUGAGAAAAAAGUGCUAUGGAAUCCCUUCUGAUGUUAUUAUACCAGUUCACGGUCCUAAAGUUACUAGUGACAGUAUUGUUCAGUUGUUAAAAAGUAGUGUUGGUAGUAAAGACACUAAUCAAGCGAUUAUAUUUCAUCUUGAUAUUUCACCAAAUGUGUUAAGGCAGGUUGAUUCAGUAUUGUUCUCAUUACUGAUACUACAAGCUGUAUCUGACAGUCAGGGAAAAAUCUGGAGAUCCUUCAUUUCUCAUUUAUAUGCCAUUGAAGUAUCUGUGUUACAGAAUAAUAUUAAGUUUGCUAAGCCAACAGUUGAACUACUUAAGCUUCUUCCUACAGUUCAGUGUUUGUCUCCUAGAUCAGUCUGUAAUGUGCUUGAAGGAGGAAGAGGAGAUGCUUUUGCUCAAUUAAUAGAUGAAAAGGAGUUUAGGAGUUCACAUUUUCAACGUAGUAUUUGA
Molecule: messenger RNA, 2574 nt
Organism: Amphimedon queenslandica
Lineage: Eukaryota; Metazoa; Porifera; Demospongiae; Haplosclerida; Niphatidae
Exons: 11
Coding region: 1-2574 (857 amino acids)
Molecular function (GO): ATP hydrolysis activity; ubiquitin-protein transferase activity
Source: RefSeq, a predicted model, not a curated record